AUGUACGCGAAGGACAAUGGCUGCGGUCUGGCUGCGCCACAAUGUGGUGUCAAUCUCCGAGUGAUGGUCUACAACUACCAACGCAUCGAGGGCGAAGGUAGGAAUCCAGAAGGUGAGGUGGUCUUCGUGAACCCCCGGAUCACAGCGUGCUCAGACACGAAAUGCGAGAUGGUGGAGGGCUGCCUUUCUUUUCCGAACUUCGGAGCUCCCGUGGUGCGGCCCGAGUGGGUGGAGGUGGAGGCGGUGGACUUGGAUGGCAAGCCGUACACCAAGCGAUUAGAAGGUGACGAGGCGCGUGUCUUCCAGCACGAGUACGACCAUCUGGAUGGCAUCGUUUACAUCGAUCAUGUGACGGACGACGACAAGAAGGAGAUCGCCACCAACCUCAAGAAGCUCGUCAACGAGUACACGGCCGGGGGCGGGAAGGACCCAAAGCCAUAA
Messenger RNA from Symbiodinium natans, 441 nucleotides. NCBI's taxonomy places the organism in Eukaryota, Dinophyceae, Suessiales, Symbiodiniaceae. The record is from the annotation of a GenBank genome assembly.